GGCGCGGCGGAGGGAGCCCGGCGGGGCCGGGGGCCGGGGCUGCCGCCCGCGGAGCGGUGGCGGGGCGGUGGGGCAGCGCCCGGCCCCGGGAAGGGAGCGCUGGUGCCACGGGCCCUCCCCGGCCCCUCGGCCACUUCCCACUAUCAUGGACGCCGGGUCGCUGGAUGCAGCGGUGCAGAGUGCUCUCCAGGCUCUCUACCCUCCCUUCGAAGCCACGGCCCCCACGGUCCUGGGCCAGGUGUUCCGGCUGCUGGAGACCAGCUACCGCGGCGAUGGGCUCUGCUGCCUGCUCCAGUUCCUCAUCCCAGCCAAGCGCCUCUUUGAGCACGUGCGGCAGGCAGCCUGUGCUCCUUACUUUAACUGCAUCUUUCUCCAUGAGGGCUGGCCCUUGUGUCUUCAUGAGAAAGUGGUUGUCCACCUCGCGCCGCUCAACCCGCUGCUGCUGCGCCCCGGCGACUUCUACCUGCAGGCGGAGCCCUGUGAGGAGCACUCUGCGCGGAUCACGGUGAAGCACCUCUCCUGCGACCUGCACACAGUGGAGGAGACGCCGGUGCCCGAGGCCGCCUACGCGCUGCUCUUCACCAACGAGUGGCUGGAGGAGAUCAACAGCGGCAGCGCCGGGGUGCCCCUGCGCUCCUGCCUGGUGGCCACCGAGAACGGCAUCGCCGCGCUGCCGUGGAGCAGCAUCGCCACGCCGGAGUUCAUCGACAAGCCCAGGGCUGGAGCUGACGGUGCGUCCACAGGCACCUGGCACGGCCCCGAGCCCCAGCCCCAGCCCGAGCCCGAGCCCGCAGCCGCCGGUGCAGCCGUGUCCCACGGCACAGCCCCGGUGCCCCGCAGCACCGUCACGGGCACCAUCCCGGGCUGCAAGGUCACCUCUCGGAAGUCGAACCAGGGGAGGUACCCCGGGCUGAUCAAGGUGGACCAGGCUGGCCCACGGAAGGAGCCAGCCAUGCUGGCCGUGCCCAGCCUCUACGAGAUCAUCAGCCAGAACCUGGAGGGGGAGUACGUGGAUCUGCUGGAGCUCUCGCAGGAGCAGCUGGACCUUCUGGCCAGGUCCCUGCCACCUGCCUGCCCAGCGGGGGCUGGGGCCAAGGCGACGCUGCCCUGGGCGAACGGGGGCUCUGGGGCAGACGCCUGGCCCUGUGUGGGGGAGUCGGGCUCGGAGGACAAUCCCUGCCCCCCGUGCCAGGGGAGGAAGCUGAGCCAGGACCUGGGGCCACACGGCCCGCGGUGCCACCACCGCGACUCCUACCUGGCCGCACUGCAGAACCCAGUCAGCUUUGGCCCUGGGCUGAUGGCAGCUAUCCUGGAGGAGCCAGACGGCCCCGGCCCCGAGCCACCCCCCACCACCGGCUGUGAGACCCCCGUGCAGCACGGGACGGGGGCUGGCAGCCCCACGCUCCCUGCCCGCCGCCCCCGCCGAGCGAGUCCCAGGCUGCAGGCAGAGGCGCUGGCACGGCAGGGCAGCCCCCGGCUCCCCACCGGCUCCAGCCACAAGUUCUCCUUCCUGAAGGGCUCACGGCUCGGGGCGGCCCCUGGGGAGGAAAAAGCCACGAGCCAGCACGAAGGGGCCUGGAAGAAGAUGUCUGCCAUCUACUCACCCAGGAUGGGCAGAGCCAAGCCAGCCGGGAAAGGUACGGAUGCAGCAGCCACUGCAGAGCAACGGUCCCUGGAGAGCACCGGCUGCCAGAGCAGUCCCUCAGCAGCCGGCUCUGGCAGCCCUGGCCGGGAGCCGCCGGCCUGGCGGGACCUGCACGCCGGGCUGCUGCGCUCAGGCAUCGUGUCGCUGCCAGGGAGCUUGGACAGACUGGGCAGGAGCCUCCUCGUGGUGACCACCAGCGGCAGUGCCUGGGGGGCCACGUGGUGCUCAGCCGCUGAGCUGGCGAGGCUCAUCCUCUGCCUCUGCUCCCUCCCCAGGCGAGACGCCAAGGACAGCGGGGUGACCGUCGUGGUGGAUGCCAGGAAGCAGCCGCCCGCUGCCGCCCUGUUCCCAGCCCUGCGCUCUGCCCAGAGCGUCUCGCCGGGCUGUGUGCACACUGUGCUGCUGCUGGCCGAGAAGGAGCUGGUCACCCACCGCGAGAAGCUGCCUGGGGUGCAGGUGGAGACCCUGGCAUCGCUGAAGGCUCUGGGCCGCUACGUCGACAGCUCCCAGCUGCCCCAGGAGCUGGAUGGCACCUUCCCCUACUGCCACGGCGAGUGGGUUCAAUUCUUCCAGAAGCUGCAUCCCUUCUCAGCCAGCCUCAGGCGGGCAUCAGAGCUGCUGCAGAGCUGCAUCCAGGAGCUGCGGAGCACCGAUGCGCUGGCAGGGACACAGGAUGCGGCCGCCUGCAUCGCGAGGCACCGGGAGCUGAUGCGGAGGGUGCUGAGCGACCCGCAGCUGGUGCAGGCGCAGCGGGAGGCAGGGGCCGUGCUGGCCCGGCUGCGCAGGGAGGCUGCACGGCUCCGCGCCUCGGCACACGUCAGGGCCAGCAUGGAGGAGGCUGAGGGGCUCUACAGCCAGCUGGAGGAAGAGCUUCACGACCUGGUGUCCCAGUCCAACAGCUGCCUGGAGCACCUGGAGUUCCUCCAAAAGAUCCGGGAGCUCGAGGCCGAGUUCAGCAAGCUGGGGGUCUGGCUGGACGGGGAGGCAGCAGCACGGCUGCAGGAGUUGGGUGCAGAGGAGCAGAGCCCCAGCAGCUUCCAGAGCUCUGCUGAGCAGUUUGAUGAGUUCCUGGUCCAGGCAACAGCUCAGUACCGGCACGGCCUGGCGCUGUGUCAGCAGGCGGCCCAGGUCCGAGACGCGGCUUUCCCCGAGGCUGAUCCCUUCCAGGCGGCCGCAGCCCUGUUCCAGACGAAGCUGAUGAGCUUCUCCAGGCAGGUGGAGCGGCGGCAGACGGAGCGGGAGCUGCUGCAGGAGCUCGGCCGCUUCUCCAGCAAGAUCGCGGGGCUGAAGCUGGACUGCAGGCAGCGCUCGGGCCGGGGCAGGCACGGGGAGGGACAGGCGCUGCAGUGCCUGCAGAGCUCCUUCCAGAAGCUGUCGGUGGAGUUGGCCCUGGAGAAGCUGCAGGAGCUGAAGGGUCAGGUGCGCAGGAUGCAGAGCAGCCGAGGGCUGGCAGCCUGGGCGGAGGCGCGGCACAGGUACCAGGACACGCGCCAGAUCCUGGAGGAGAUGCUGGCAGAGCUGCAGGAGGCCUGGGGAGCGCGAGCCGACGGGCAGGGAGAUGCCUUCAGCCCCCCUGGCUCGGGGUCCACAGCCCCUGGCAAGGAAGCCUCAGUCUGCAGAGCAGCCGCCAGCCCCGAGCCAGCCAAGCCGGGUGGCCGGGGGGCAGUGGAGCAGCCGGAGCCCAGUGCCGGGGGGCCAGGACAGCCGAGCUCCCCGCAGCCCCGCUGCUCUCAGGGGCCGGAGGGUGAACCUGCCUGGCACUGCCACGUCUCUGCCGACACCUCCCACCCACAAGCCGAGCCUGGAGCCUGCCCCAGAGCUGCAGGACAGCUCGCCCAGGAGCGCCAGCAGCCCCCUCAGAGGCAGCCCCUCACCCUGCCUCCCUGGGCACGUGUCCCAGGGGCUGACCCGCUGUGUCACGGGACUGUCUCAGCCCCCGGCAUGCAGGGGCUGUCUGCAGACAAGUGGGCAGAAGCCACCCAGUACUUCCAGGUUUCCAGCCAGAGCAGUUUCUCCUCUGAAGACUCAGACUCACAGAACUGCGCGGAAGAAGCCCCAGCAGCGAGCCUGCCUUUGCCCCGGGACCUCCAGAGUCCCAGACCACCUUGCUCCUCUGAAAAGCAUCCCCAGAUUGUUUACCUGGAGAACCACCACACCGAGAGUCCAGCUAAAGCAAAUGCCCAGUAAAACCAGACCCUUCCCAUUGGGGCUGUUUCUGUCCAGUUGUGGAAGUCCCAGUCACUCAGAGGUGGGACAGUGGCACCCACUGCCCAACCUGCCACCCCAGAAUCCUUCAGCUCUCCACACUUAGCACUCUCCCCGCUGUGUAAAGGCAGCAACCCCCUCACCAGCCUCACCAGGUUCAUUAAUAAUCUACUAGGUGUGUAGCAAUCCUCACCUGAAGUGCCUUUACCCCUCAAGAGCCGGGUUUGCUGGGGACAGCGCUGAGGGUUCCCUGCAGCCACGCUCAGGGUGUCUCAUGGGAGCACAACCCCGUGCUGAGGCGUUUCUGGCGGCGGGUCCUGCCCUGGCCCCGCUCUGCCGGGCACUCGCACCGUCCCUGUGCCGCUGCUGCAGCUCCAGCCAAGCAACGACGUCCGUGUGCGCUCGUUAACGUGGGACUAACGUGAUUCAUGUUAAUAAACCUGAAGCGAAGUGCCUGGCACGGUCCUCGUGGAGCAGAAACAAAAGUCAUGUCAUGCCCAGAGCCUGGGGCCAGCUCCUCGCCCAGGCUCCCCUCCAGCUGCCCCAGCCCCGUGCCAAGGGGCAGCCGGUGCUGCCACACCAGGCUCCCGCGUCCCCUGCGCGGGCUGCAGCACAGCCCGGCUCUCCUGCCCCCUGGCAGUCCUGCUCAAACU
This is a messenger RNA of Colius striatus (speckled mousebird), 4503 nucleotides long. RefSeq names its product KIAA1755 ortholog. The record is from RefSeq and is a predicted model, not a curated record. Bases 146 to 3832 code for a protein of 1228 amino acids. The transcript is spliced from 14 exons. Lineage: Eukaryota; Metazoa; Chordata; Aves; Coliiformes; Coliidae.